Molecule: messenger RNA, 603 nt
Organism: Saccostrea echinata
Lineage: Eukaryota; Metazoa; Mollusca; Bivalvia; Ostreida; Ostreidae
Exons: 6
Coding region: 1-597 (198 amino acids)
Biological process (GO): protein dephosphorylation
Molecular function (GO): protein tyrosine phosphatase activity
Source: RefSeq, a predicted model, not a curated record
AUGAAAGCUGAUGAUGACACUAAAGAAUUUGUUGAUGAAAAAAGCAGUUAUGAACCUUUGGAGACCAAGGAAUUGGAUACAGGUUUUCUCCCUAUUACUGGUAUUAAGGAAGAUAGUAAAGCGUGGUUACCAAGUCCCUCAUCUUUAAAAACAGUGCCCCCUUUUACCGUCCAUUUCCAGUCUAGAUCUGAGAAUGACAUCAACAGCACUACUGUUCACAUUCUGGAGAAAAAUAAUGAAGAGGAGGCUCAUCCCGUGACAAUAAUAGAACCGGAAGUCAGCAUAAAAACAUCAGAGGCUCCUCUUGACACUUCUCAACUUCGGAGUCUGGUUUCUGCCACACUGAGCAUUGAGACAGAUAACCCUAUCACUAUUGUCAGCAGUGAUGGUGCAGCUUUGUGUGGUGUUUUCUGUGCCAUCCAUAACGUGAUACAACAAAUUAACAUCGAUGACAGUGCGGACGUCUUCACAGCUGUCAGACAGCUACAAGUUCGAAGACCUGAAUUUUGUUCCAACCUUAAUGAAUAUUGCCUGGUGAUCAAGGCCGUUUAUGAUCACAUUCAAAGCACUGCGACUAGUAUUUACUACAACCAAUGAGAAGAC